Molecule: messenger RNA, 2242 nt
Organism: Gallus gallus (chicken)
Lineage: Eukaryota; Metazoa; Chordata; Aves; Galliformes; Phasianidae
Gene: YLEC44
Product: C-type lectin domain family 2 member I-like
Exons: 7
Coding region: 1213-1833 (206 amino acids)
Source: RefSeq, a predicted model, not a curated record
CUCCCCAGACAGGUCGUGGCACAGCUGCCCCAUGGCAUCGCUGCUUGUAUGGGAACUGCUGAGUCCUGGCCUGACCCACUGACAGAUCACCUGGAGAAAGGACCCGGUCAGCCAUGUGUGAGAGGUAGGUUGUGUUUUUGCAGUGGAAAUUUCCAGUAUUUCUGUAGGUAGUGUAGGUGAAGUUGCUUUUCACAGAGAAUGCUGCUGAACAGAGUAAAGUUGAGACUGGGGCAUUCCCUCCUGGGUAGAAUUGGCAUAGGCACCAGGUAAGGAAACUCUAUAGGGUAGGGGAGAGCCUAGCACAAGACAGAACAAGUGUGUCGAUUGUUGAAAAUAUUGCCUCCUAUCUCCUUAAAAGGUAAAGAAUAUACCCAAAGACAAUGGGUUGCUAACAGACGUUGUAUGGAAACAUAAUGGAGCAACAGCUUCGGACCAUUGUGAGCCUGAGAUGCUCAACCAAUGAGUGCCAGGAGAGGCUUUGCCUGUGUUGGACCCAGGGGAGAAAACGGAGUGGAUUGCACUGAUCAGGAGCGCAAUUUCUGCCUUGGCAGUAGGGGGCGUGCGCCCGUUGUUGCAAUCAUGGACAAACUGCUCUUCACAGAGAUCUCGGCCUGAUUCGAAAUUGUAGACCUGGAGCGUGUUUCUCACAAAGCUGCAAACAUCAGCCCGAGCUCCAAGGUGGGCGAGGAGAGCCCAGGGAGCAAAGGGCUUCACCGUGGUGCUGGGCAUAAAAGACCUAACGCUGCUUUCUGUGUGUGCUGCUGCUUGUAGAACAGCUGACAUUGAAACGGUGAAUAAAGCCCGCUUUGAUCAGAGAUAGUGUCUGGAUCAAUUCCUUGGGUAUAACCAACAGGUGCGGGUUCUCCUUUCCCCCCAUGAUGGCUCAGAGCCAAGCACAGCUGUGUGGGUUGGGCUCUGUACUGCGAAGGACCUCCCACCAACUGUGUGAACCAAACAAAGGGAACUUUGAAAGAUGUAGCAUAACCACAGGACCGUUAUGUCAGCGUGGUUUGGCUUCCCCACACAGAUCCUCUGCCUGCACACACUGCUCAGCUGAAUGAGGGAGAACGACUGAACCAUUCCUCAGAGCACAAAGCAGCACCAGAACCCCCAGCACACCAGAGGAGAAGGAUCCCAACAGGUUCUGACCCCCAGCUCCCAGAAGAGGAUGUGCAGAUAUUGCUGCUGGAGUCCAAUACUUCCACACCCGCUAUGGGAGAAGGAGACCAACAAGAAACAUUUUCAGAGCCCAAAGCAGCACUGCAGCCCCUUGGGCAGAGUGGAGGACAGCAAUGGGGUUCCUGGUGCCAUGUGACAGGAAGGAGGAGAUCCCGUGUGCAGCUCAUUGCUUCAUGUGCAGCACUGGGAACCCUCAGCCUCGUGCUGGUGGUGAUAUCGACCGCAUGUCGGCAGGUCCCUGUGCCACCUUUCCCAGACUUUGCCCACGUGUGCCCCAACGCCUGGGUCGGAUUCCAGGGGAAAUGCUAUUAUUUUUCGAAGGAGGAGAAUGAUUGGAACAGCAGCAGGGAGCACUGCAAUGCCCACGGAGCUUCCCUGGCCACCAUAGGCAGUGCGGAGGAGAUGGAUUUCAUGAUGCGCUUCCAGGGCCCGGCAAUCUGUUGGAUCGGGCUGCACAGGGAAGAAGAGGACACCCAGUGGACGUGGAGCGAUGGCACAGCCUUCACCAACUGGUUUGAGCUGCGAGGUGGAGGCCGAUGUGCGUACCUGAACGGGGACAGGAUCAGCUCAUCCCUGUGCCACCUACACAAGCACUGGGUCUGCAGCAGAGCUGACCACUACGUCCUCUGGAAGCAAAAGGUGCACCCACAAUGAGAGAUCUCAUCACCACCAACCUUGUGCCAGUGCUGCUGUUGUAUUACAGUGUAUUAUCUUGCAGCCCGAUGUCCUUUCUAGUCAAUUACUUUGUUUCUGCUCAGAUCGUUGCUGCCGUGUUGUUUUUGGGCCCAUCUCGCUAUCCUUUUCCCUGUUCCCCUUUUCUGGGGUGGCGAUCCGCGGGUCCCUCUGCCCCGCUACUCACGGAACCGGGCCGAACCAGCCCAUAAACCACUGACAUUGUGGAUGAGGUGCUACGAGAUGAGGCUGAGGAGCUCAGCGGUGGUGAUGGUGAUUGGAGGACAGUUGGAUGGGAUGAUCCUGUAGGUCCUUUCCAGCCCUGUGCCUCUAUGAUUCUGUCAUCAUUCUGAGCCACUCUCUGUCCGGGCCGUAUUGUUUCAGGCACGCU